Mercurialis annua (annual mercury) is the source of this 1924-nucleotide messenger RNA. Its product is annotated as 3-hydroxy-3-methylglutaryl-coenzyme A reductase 2-like. Gene Ontology annotation, molecular function: protein binding; hydroxymethylglutaryl-CoA reductase (NADPH) activity. Gene Ontology annotation, biological process: coenzyme A metabolic process; isoprenoid biosynthetic process; sterol biosynthetic process. The transcript is spliced from 3 exons. The coding region runs from base 83 to 1771 and encodes 562 amino acids. Gene Ontology annotation, cellular component: peroxisomal membrane; endoplasmic reticulum membrane. The record is from RefSeq and is a predicted model, not a curated record. NCBI's taxonomy places the organism in Eukaryota, Viridiplantae, Streptophyta, Magnoliopsida, Malpighiales, Euphorbiaceae.
CACCCCCAAACACACCACACCUCAUUAACUAAUUACAACUAUUUCUUCAUUUCUCUGUCCCAUCAUCCACCACCGCCUGCAAAUGGAGCCUCGCCGGAGCAGCGGCGGAAAAUUAAAAAUGGUGGAGGAUGAUGGGAUCCUGAAGCCACCCUCUGAUCCAUCCUUACCUCUCCCUCUUUACCUAACCAAUGCUCUUUGUUUCACUCUCUUUUUUUGGGUUGUUUAUUUCCUACUGGGCCGUUGGCGUGAGAAAAUUCGCACUUCCACCCCUCUCCACGUCGUCACUCUCUCUGAAAUCGCCGCUAUCUUGGGCUUCCUGGCUUCCUUUGUCUACCUUCUUGGCUUUUUCGGGUUUGACUUUGUUCAGUCUUUGAUCUUACGCCCCCCCACUGAUGAUGUCUGGGAGGAAGACGAAGAUGCUCUGCUUAAAUUGCCCUGCGCCCAACCUCUCGAUUCUCGCAAAUUGCCUUGCGCCCAAGCUCUCGAUUGUGCGCUUGAUUCUCACAAAUUGCCCUGUGCCCAACCUCUCGACUCCUCAAAUGAAGAGAUCAUCAAAUCUGUGGUUGCCGGAACAAUUCCCUCCUACUCGCUCGAGUCUAAAUUGGGCGAUUGCCAGCGUGCUGCGGCCAUCAGGCGUGAGGCCUUGCAGAGGGUGACCGGUAACUCACUGUCGGGGCUGCCGCUGGAGGGCUUCAAUUACGAUUCCAUUUUGGGGCAGUGCUGCGAGAUGCCGAUUGGGUAUGUUCAGAUUCCUGUGGGAAUUGCUGGACCUCUCUUGCUUGAUGGCAAAGAAUACUCAGUUCCCAUGGCUACAACGGAGGGGUGUUUGGUGGCGAGUACCAACAGAGGCUGCAAGGCAAUUCACUUGUGCGGCGGUGCAACAAGUGUGCUUCUCAAAGAUGGCAUGACGCGAGCCCCUGUCGUCAGGUUCGCCACUGCCAAAAGAGCUGCCCAAUUGAAGCUCUACUUGGAGGAUGCUGCUAAUUUUGAGGUUGUUUCAUCUGCUUUCAAUAAGUCUAGCAGAUUCGGUAGGCUUCAAUCCAUCAAAUGCGCGAUCGCAGGCAAGAAUCUUUAUCUGAGGUUUACCUGCAGCACUGGUGAUGCUAUGGGCAUGAAUAUGGUCUCUAAAGGUGUCCAGAAUGUCUUGGAUUUUCUGCAAACUGAUUUCCCCGACAUGGAUGUUAUUGGCAUCUCCGGUAACUUCUGUUCGGACAAGAAGCCAGCUGCUGUCAAUUGGAUUGAAGGAAGGGGGAAGUCGGUAGUCUGCGAGGCCAUUAUCACUGCCGAUGUGGUCAAGAAGGUGCUCAAGACAAACGUCGCGGCCUUGGUGGAGCUUAAUAUGCUCAAGAACCUCACUGGCUCUGCCAUGGCAGGAGCUCUAGGUGGGUUCAAUGCUCAUGCCAGUAACAUAGUCUCUGCUAUAUUCAUAGCCACUGGCCAAGAUCCUGCUCAAAAUGUUGAGAGCUCUCACUGUAUUACCAUGAUGGAAGCUGUUAAUGAUGGAAAGGAUCUUCAUGUCUCUGUCACUAUGCCUUCUAUUGAGGUGGGUACUGUGGGAGGAGGAACGCAGCUUGCAUCACAGUCGGCAUGCUUGAACCUGCUUGGAGUGAAGGGCGCUAGCAAAGACACGCCAGGAGCCAAUGCAAGGCGUUUGGCCUCCGUAGUUGCAGGCUCGGUUCUUGCUGGAGAGCUCUCCCUAAUGUCUGCACUUGCCGCCGGACAACUUGUUAAUAGCCACAUGAAGUACAAUAGAGCACCAACCAAAACCUGAUGUGAUCUCUCCUAAGAAGAAACAAUACCCUUUUUGUUAUUUUGUGAUUUCUUUCAUUAUACCUUUUCUUCAGUCAGAUACCUGUAUCAAUUGUUCUACAAACUAGUUGUGUAAAGUUACUUGAAAAUAUUUAAUUAUACUUUUCUGCAAUAA